AUGCAGCGCCUCUCCGCCCCUCUCCGCCGCCGCCUCUCCACCGGCGCCGCCAGCGACCACACCCUCGCCUCCUCCGCGGAGCUCGCGUACCGCCUGCUCCGCCGCCACAGCUCCGACCCGCAGAAGCUCGCCUCCGCGCUGUCCGCGUCGGGGCUCGACGCCACCUCCCCGCGCCUCCUCGACGCCGUGCUCCGCCGCUGCGGCGCCGCGUCCUCCCUCGCGCUCGACUACUUCCACUGGUGCUCGCCGUCGCUGCCCUCCGCGCCGCUCCCCUCCUCGCUCGCGCUCCUCGCCAAGUACUUCUCGCGCGCGUCCGCCGCGCCCAGCCCCGCCCUCCUCGCGCCGCUGCCCUCCCACCUCCUCUCCUCCUCCAUCCUCUCGCCCGUGCUCCGCCGCCUCCCGCCGCCGCGCGCCCUGCCCUUCGCGCUCUCGCUCCUCGCCUCCCGCCCCGACCACGACCACCCCUCCCUCUUCCUCUCCCUCCUCGAGUCCCUCUCCAAGACCGGCCACGUCGCCGCCGCCGAGCGCCUCGUCGAGGAGCUCCACACCCGUCUCCCGCUCUCCAUCCGCCACUACACCGCCCUGCUCUACGGGUGGUGCCGCCAGGGCAAGCUCGACGAGGCCAAGCACGUGCUCGCCCGCAUGAAGACCGCGGACGUCGCCCCGGACGUCGUCGUCUUCAACACCCUCCUCGCGGGGUUCGUCGCCGACGGCAGGUUCGAGGACGCGUUCGAGCUGACAAAGGAGAUGGAUCGACAGGACUGCCCUCCCAAUGCCGUGUCCUACACCACCCUGAUGCAGGGGCUCGGGUCCAGGGGCAGGGUUGAUGAGGUAAUGAGGGUGUUUGUUGAAAUGCGCAGGAAGGGAUGCGCACCGGAUUCUGUCACGUACGGCACCCUGGUCAGCGCGUUCUGCAAGGCCGGCAGGGUAGCCCAGGGGUACGAGUUCCUGGAUGCAAUGUCGAGGGACGCGCUGCGGGUGGAUCCUGCCGUGUACCUUGGGUUCUUUGUGGCGCAUGAGAGGAAGGAGCAGCUGGAGGAGUGCCUGGAGCUGAUGGAGCGGAUGAGGGAGUGCAAGUGCCCCCCAGACCUCAGUAUCUACAAUGUGGUGAUCCGGUUGUCCUGUAAGCUCGGAGAGACGAAACAAGCCGUGGCGUUGUGGAACGAGAUGGAGAAUAGCGGGCUCAGUCCUGGGGUCGACUCGUUCGCAAUCAUGGUGAAUGGGCUUGUUGGGCAGGGGUCGCUGGUCGACGCGUGCAAUUACUUCAAAGACAUGGUUGGGAGGGGCCUAUUUGUCGCACCACAGUAUGGAAUGCUGAAGGACCUCCUCAAUGCGUUGGUCAGAGAUGAGAAACUUGAGCUUGCAAAGGAUGUUUGGGGUUGCAUUCUAAGCAAAGGCUGUGAACUAAAUGUGAGUGCAUGGACAAUCUGGAUCCAUGCGUUGUAUGCGAAGAAACAUGUCAAGGAGGCAUGCUUGUAUUGCUUGGACAUGCUUGAGGCAGGGCUGAUGCCACAGCCUGACACAUUUGCAAAGCUCAUGAAGGGACUGAAGAAGCUGUACAACAGACAGAUUGCUGCUGAAAUUACUGAGAAGGUGAGGUUGAUGGCGGAGGAGAGACAUGUCAGCUUUAAAAUGUAUAAGAGGCGUGGGGUGAGGGAUCUUGAAGAGAAGCCUAAGUCAAAGAAAAAGAGAGGGCAGAAGCGGAGUAACGGGAGGCGGACUGUUCAAGAUCAAUCUAAAGAACAUGCCGACCUUUCGGAUUCUGUUGACGAUGAAGAAUUCUCCAGCUGAAUUGACAUAGGAGCAAAAGAGGUAAUGUGCCACUGGAUCUUCACUUGAUUGAAUUGUUCUUGGGACCAGUUGGUUUAUGAAGCAACUGAUAAGGAAAUACUGGUCUUGCUGAAAAUGGAGCCGAUUUGCAGUAUUUGCUACUGGCACCUCAUCUGGAGGCAUGGGCGAAGUGACACUGUGUUCCAUAUCUGAAGUUCAUUUGCCAGCAUGUACUCAAGUAUUCAAACCUUUCAGGGCCCAAUGGACCUUUCAGUGCGAAAAAUAUAGCCAAUUUAUAAUACGACUGGCUGGAGCCUGGAAGUGAGUUCAGCUUUUCUGAUCUAGGCUUGUUUACCACCAGAAGAUUGACCCAAAACAAGCUUGAGCUGAGAUUGAAGAUGCUAGGGAUAAAUGCAACAGGUCGCAAUUACACAAGUAACAAACUCCUCCACCCCAUCAAUUAUGUCAUCGAGAGUUAGUUACUGGC
Messenger RNA from Lolium rigidum, 2257 nucleotides. RefSeq names its product pentatricopeptide repeat-containing protein At3g49730-like. Lineage: Eukaryota; Viridiplantae; Streptophyta; Magnoliopsida; Poales; Poaceae. Gene Ontology annotation, molecular function: protein binding. The record is from RefSeq and is a predicted model, not a curated record. Bases 1 to 1791 code for a protein of 596 amino acids. The transcript has a single exon.